Iphiclides podalirius (scarce swallowtail) is the source of this 609-nucleotide messenger RNA. The record is from the annotation of a GenBank genome assembly. Lineage: Eukaryota; Metazoa; Arthropoda; Insecta; Lepidoptera; Papilionidae.
AUGGGCAACCCUUGGCCGAUUGCCAAGCCCAUUGCCAGUCGGCCGAUACCAGUGCAGCAUCAGCACUUGCAACACCUGCUCGCGCAUUGCCAUCAUCCAUACUUAGCCGGUAAACCGCGUCGCGGCAUGAUGCGCCGUGCCGUGUUCUCCGACCUGCAGCGGAAGGGUCUGGAGAAGCGGUUCCAGGUGCAGAAGUACAUCUCAAAGCCGGACAGGAAGAAGCUCGCAGAGAAACUCGGCCUGAAGGACAGCCAGGUGAAGAUUUGGUUCCAGAACCGUCGCAUGAAGUGGCGAAACUCGAAGGAGCGGGAGCUCCUGGCCUCUGGCGGCUCCAGGGAGCAGACCCUCCCCAACAAGAACAACCCCCACCCCGACCUCUCCGACGCGGAGGCGGACAAGUCGAAAAUGUCGCCUCUCUCGCCUCUGAAUGAAGAGAGCGAUGAGAAGGUCAAAAUUUUCGCCGCCUCCUCUAGCCAAGGCGAGGGCUACCGCUACGACGACAAGAUGGCCGCCGGUGCGGUGUUUUCCCGCGAAAACUACAGCAACAUGGACGACGGCGACGACUUUGACAGCGACGCCAGCGCCACUGAUGAAGAAAUCAACGUGACA